This is a messenger RNA of Zootoca vivipara (common lizard), 2123 nucleotides long. RefSeq names its product phospholipid scramblase family member 5-like. Gene Ontology annotation, cellular component: plasma membrane. Gene Ontology annotation, molecular function: phospholipid scramblase activity. NCBI's taxonomy places the organism in Eukaryota, Metazoa, Chordata, Lepidosauria, Squamata, Lacertidae. The record is from RefSeq and is a predicted model, not a curated record. Gene Ontology annotation, biological process: plasma membrane phospholipid scrambling.
UGCCUCCAGAGUCCCACGUCUCCUUGAGAUGUCUGUGAUCAACUCCCAGCCUUCCCCCUUUGGACACCUGACACGGGAGAGACACAUUGAAUCUGUGGCCAAGUCACUGAAGUGGGACGAUGCCCCAGAGCUCCUGGUUGGGGAGGCAUCUCAGGAGGGCCGCAGCGGUGAAGUCUUGGCUACUGAGUCAGAUUCAACACGGCUUCAGAGGCACCCCCUGCAGGUGGUCAACACAUGGGGCACCCAGGGGUACAACUGCAGCACGGAGGCUUGGAUGCGUUAUGAAACAGCGCCCUCCAGAACGAAGUGCCAGCGUGCCCUGGAUUUACCUCUGGUGCCACCAGCCUAUGGAGGGGGUCAAGAAGGAGAGUUGGGUCCCUCGUGGCACCGAGAGGCCGGCACUCAUCCUGAACUGCAGUUACUGGCGGGGGCCCAAGAGCUUUGCAUCACCUCCAAGGCUGAGCACCACGGGCUUGUCAGCAGCUCCCAAGGAAGAAGCUACGUCAUCAGAGGCACGGCAGGCAAAAGGGGACUCCUGCUGUUGGCCACCGAAGAAUGCAACAACUGCUGCUUUCACCUGUGUGGCCCUGCCCGCCCCUGCCACCUUUGCCUCCAAGAUCAGGAAGGCCAUGUCGUCCUGUGGUUCUGCAGACCUUUCCGACUGGGCCUCGGCUGUCUCCCUUGCUGCCAGAUGGAGAUGGUGGCUUUCACCGGCGAUAACCAGCUUGUUGGCACCGUGCGCCAGAGGUGCCGCACCUUCUCCCAUCUCCUGGAAGUGAGCGGUGCCCGUGGUUUUGCCACCAUGAAGAUCUAUGGCUCCUGCAUUCCUACACGGUGCUUCUCUGAACAGGAGUUCCAGGUCCUCUCCUCCACCGAUGGCAUGGUAGCCACUAUUUGGAAGAAGUGGCCGGGAUUCAAGGAGGAACGCAACAUGGAUCACGAGACCUUUGGAGUGGACAUGGCCGCAGCAGACCUGAGCAAUGAGGAGAGGGCUUUGCUCCUGGCUGCAGCAUUCCUGCUGAACUUCAUGUUCUUUGAAGUGAGCUGAUGGGCAGCACUAAGAGAAGACCGAAAGGAACUUUAGUGGCUCAACCCUGUUCUGCACCCAGAGAACCCUCAAUUGUAACGUCUUGCCGUGGAGAAGCUCCCACAGGGCCUCCGACUAAGAAGGGGAUGCUAACUUUGUACCAAAAUGCCUGCAGCUUUCACAGCUGCCUGGAAUCCAGGCAUCCAACAGGAGAGGUCAAGAGACAGAAUAGGAAGCCUCACCUACUAAAGGUCUGUGUCAGGCAGUUGUGAAAGGCCCAAGAGAGAAAAAGUUGGCAGCCCUGUCACAAAGACACCCUGUUCCACUUUGGAGCGAGGGCAUUCGUCACCCCACCUUCUCCUUAUGCAGAGUAUGGCCACGGAAUCGUAGAAUUGUUGAGUUGGAAGGUACCCCGAGGGUCAUCUAGUCCAACCCCCUGCAACGUGGGAAUCUUUUGCCCAAGGUGGGGCUCAAACCCACAACCCUGAGAUUAAAUAUUGUGCUCUACGGAUUGAGGCAUCCCAGUAGGCGAUCUGCAAAGAUAUUCUUUAGCUGCGAUUCCUGCUUUGCAGGGGGCUGGAAUAAAUGACCCUUUGAUACCCUUUCAAUUCUGCAAUUCCAUGAUUCUAUGACUUGAUGGCAGUGGAGGCUGCUGGUUCGAGGGAGAACGGGGCAGUGCCCAACGAACCGAGUGUUUGCCCUCACUCGGCCCCUACACCCCGUUUACCUUGCUACUCAACCAGUCCAGGGAGUGGGGGCACUGCCUUUCUUCUCCUUAGUCUCAGCAUUGCCCUUGUAGAGUUCAGCAGGGAGGAAGAGAAGCACGGGGACAAAACUGGAAUGAGCUGGCUCUGCCUUUUCUUGGCUUUGGCGCCACCUGCUGUUCAGCUCCCUGCCAUCCAUCCUACUAGCCUCAAUGGGCACAAUGAGCUCCCAUUGCAUUUGGCUCCUUGGAAUUUCUAGCAUGAAAACAAGAUUCCUCACAGAGCCCAGGAAAGGUGGAUCAAGAGCCAAGAGCCCAGAAAUCAGCAUUUUCCAGUCCCCAUGUUCUCAGGCUUCUGGCACCAAGGGUAACUACCUACUGAACUUCCUUCUG